Messenger RNA from Seminavis robusta, 2546 nucleotides. NCBI's taxonomy places the organism in Eukaryota, Bacillariophyta, Bacillariophyceae, Naviculales, Naviculaceae. The record is from the annotation of a GenBank genome assembly.
UGAAAUCUUGGCGACGCCAUGCUACUCGUAUGUCCACAACCCACAACGCCGAAAACAGAGGUGCAUGAGAGAAGGAAUGAGUUAGUUGGAGUAGAGAGACAUUAUCGCAAGUGGUACAAAGCUGCCAGACAUCUAAUAGAUCUACCGGUGCUUGUGGACCGGGCCAGCAUCUUUGCAAUUGCUGGAUAAGAUUCUACCCCAUCUUCACCCCCCACAUCGCCUUUCGAUAGGUGUUCGCAUCGAGUCGAGUCAUUUCUUCUUCGCAGUCAGCCCCAUCAUGCCUCGCCGGGGACGAUCUCGACCUGGCUCCUACCUUCCAUCUCAACAGUUUAAUGCGGUAGAUGAACAUACGGAUGGAUGUGCACGGUUUUGUCAGUUCCUACUGUUUUGCGCCAUCUCGGCAGCAGUUGCCAUGGGAGUACUAGCGGUCUUUAGCUGCGAGUUUCUGAUAUACCUCAAGCCACUGGAUCAACAGGUGGAUUCGUCUUCUACUGCCACUACCUACACUGGGAAUACCGGUAGAAAUGGAACUUUGGCGUGGGUUCUACAAGUGAACAACAGAACAAACGCUACCGGUGGUACUCCAAAUUCGCCCACGGGAAGUCUCGAAGCGGAUCAGGCUGGUCUAGGCAUAUGGCGAUACAAAUACCACAUCGAAGACGAGAUUUGCUACUGGUACGAUGAAGACGAUCCACGCGAUAAAUCACUGGAACUACGUGUGGCGCAAUGGGGAUCCAGUUUGUCUCUUGGAUUUUCUGGUCUGGCCAUGUUUUUCCUCAUGGUGGAAUUCUGCUGUUGUCGGUUUCCAUGUUCGCGGGUGAUUGCCCACCUGUGCUUUGCCUUGGCAGCAGCAUCUCUGCCAGGCUGCUUCCUUGCCUUUUCUCACAACGAAUGCAAACUCUUUAGCAACAAUGCAUAUGCUUGUGAUAUUGGAACGGGGGCCAUCUAUAUGGUUAUCAUGUUCUUCUUGCUGCUUCUCUGUUUGUGUUUGUCUUGCAUGACACCCAAGUCAACUCCACUCUGUAAAGUUGUGCAACAAAGAGAGCAAGAAAGUGAACAGGAUCCAUGUAUAUGUGGUUGUUGUAAAGGCUGUUCCAAACGUACCAAGGAAGAUAUUUAUGAAGACAAUCCAGAGCUCUUGUUGGCAGAGUUGCCUUCGGAAACCGUGGAAGUGCCGGCUGGAGACCGUGCUGGGACGCACACGUACAAGCACUACUAUGACGAUCAACUCGGUGGUAUCACCUUGCAGAGUCAGUAUGCCGCUGCUACUCAACGAUGGCUGACUUGCGAACGCGAUUAUCAAACCAUGUUGGAUCGAUUCAAAAAUGAAUGUACCGAGCUGCAACAAGAUAGUGCACUCUUUACACAACGAAAGCAAAAACUGGAUGACAGUGGAAUCGCAAAAAAGCUGGAUGACUACUACGAUGAUGAGGAGGACAUGGACAAAUUCCGGGCGUCCGAAAUGCAACAAAACGCUGAUUGGAGGUACAUAUUGACACUCCCGCCCAACGAAAUUGUCGACCCAGAAUUGGCUCGAUUGGCGCUGGUCCUUAGUUCCAUGAGAGAAAACAGUCGGCAAGCCAAGAGUAUCAUGGAACGAAUUGAGCAGGACUUGGAAGAACACAUCAAAUCACCAGAAGAAAAGGUCAAUGCGGCGUUGAUGGAAAUUGAAAUGAAGAAGAGUCAACGGGCACAUGAAAAGGCCAAAAAGUCAAACAAUGUGGAGGCACAGCAGGACGGAGAUGGCUCUCAUGAUGUCGCCAGCGUAACAGAAAAGCAUGCCAACACGACAACACCAUUGGAAGAUGACAGCCACCUGAAUGGCGGAAAUGACGUUCGUGGUAGCAGAAGCAACCACGUAUCCGAGCCACUGUUGCUCACGACUGCCGUCAUGUCCGACGACGAAAUGAUGGAUCAGAUUGAGGCACGUGUAAAGUUACCAACCUCGGGACCAUCUUCGGAUGUUUUCGUCAGCACUAUCACGCCGCGAUCCCCAUCCGAGGAAAUCGUGUUUGAAGAACCAGAGUUAGCGUUUAUGGACGCGGAACAGAUGGUCGACCAGAAGCCUCAUAGCUGGAUUCCAUUCGGAUGGGGUGACUCGCGAGACGAGGCUGACAAGAAGUACUCAUGAGUGAGAAGUGGGCGAAUGAAAGGCUUGGCUCUCUCGUUGUCUGGCUUUGUUGGAAAAUCCAUUGGGGCCAAGACUGCCUCUGAUUGAUAGUUUCUUUUUCAUUUUCUCUGGAAACUAAAAAGCCAAUACAUGUCUUGGAAGAACGAGGGUACCUGGUACCUGGUGAAACUAAGAGUGGAUCUGUGACGACAAAUCCACUACAUUUGGAUCCAGACGGCUCCCACUGGAUCAAUCAGAUGAAGUUGGUCAACAAUUGAAAGAUCCAGCGCCGUGAAUAUCUUACCGCAGCAUCAUGAAGAAACGCAAUUAACAAGAACGGGACACCAAGGGUCCCAGUAUUGGUUUCAUCUCAUUAUAAAAUUGCGUAUUUGUGUUCAGCGAGUCACGUAAAAUGAAUAACUACUCGAUUGCACAU